AUGACAUUGACGAUUCAGUCUACAGCCACGAGCGAUGACAAAGAAAACGCGUCAACACCAAAAAGUGCAGCUCCUAAGCGGCUCUAUGGUGGAACACCACAGUCUGUAGAUAGGCUUAUUCGCCCAUUUAAAUGCCCCGGCUCGGCCGUUGCAACUCGAGUUUGCGAGAAACCAACGCGAAAGCGACGAAAGGUUGACUAUGGAGGAGCAGAUGGCGAGAAGGAGGAUGGAGAGAAGCCGUGGACAAACGAGGACCGCCUUGCGCUGGCAAAUAGGGACGUCAACAAAUUCCCAGUCUUCCAGGUCAAAGAUAAGAAGACGAUGUUUAGGCAGCGUUUCGCGGUCCCAUUGAUCAAUAAAGAUGUUGGCGGCUAUAAUCCUAAUCGACCGCCUCCGACGCUGGGACUAAGGCAAGGAGCUGUCUUUGUUGCAAAGCCGCUCCACGACCCGGCCGGAGAGUUUGCGAUUGUGCUAUACGACCCUACUAUUGACGAUGUACCGAAAACGAUAGAAGACGCCAAGAAAAUCGAGAGCAGCCAAGAAGUGGUAAAAGUGGACGAGCCCAUCAUUCACAAGAGUCUGGCAGAUAUUCUGGGUAUCAAGAAGAAAGUCGAAGGAGAAAGACCGAAAGUGCCAGUGGUCAUAGAUCCAAGGCUCGCCAAGGUUCUUCGACCCCAUCAAAUCGAGGGUGUCAAGUUUAUGUACAAGUGCGUCACAGGCAUGAUCGACGAUAGGGCAAAUGGCUGCAUUAUGGCCGACGAAAUGGGACUUGGGAAAACACUACAGUGUAUCACGUUGAUGUGGACGUUACUGAAACAGUCAACAGAUGCUGGAAAGCCGACGAUACAAAAAGUCAUCAUUGCUUGCCCCUCGAGUUUGGUUCAAAAUUGGGCCAACGAGUUGGUGAAAUGGCUUGGAAAAGGCGCGAUUGUGCCGUUCGCUAUUGAUGGCAAGGCGAGCAAGGAAGAGCUCACUCAACAGUUAAGACAGUGGGCUAUUGCCAGCGGUCGGGCGGUGACAAGGCCUGUCAUCAUUGUUUCCUACGAGACACUCCGUCUUAAUGUCGACGAGCUCAAGAACACACAGAUAGGUCUUAUGCUGUGCGACGAAGGUCACCGACUGAAGAACGGAGACAGCCAGACAUUCACUGCGCUCAACAACCUAAACGUUUCAAGGCGAGUAAUUCUGUCCGGGACACCUAUUCAGAACGACUUGUCAGAAUACUUCUCGCUGGUCAGCUUCGCGAACCCAGACUUGCUCGGCACCCGCCUCGAGUUUAGGAAGAAAUACGAGCUUCCUAUCUUGAAGGGACGAGAUGCCGCAGGUACUGACAAAGACCGCGAGAGGGGUGACGAUUGCCUUCGCGAACUGCUGGGUGUUGUCAACAAAUUCAUCAUUCGCCGGACGAACGAUAUUUUGUCGAAGUACCUGCCAGUUAAGUAUGAGCAUGUUGUCUUCUGUGGCCUUGCGCCAUUCCAACUAGACCUCUACAACUAUUUCAUCACGAGUCCCGAAAUCAAGGCUCUUCUCAGGGGCAAAGGAAGCCAGCCUUUGAAGGCUAUUGGCAUGCUCAAAAAGCUUUGCAACCACCCUGACCUUCUCAACCUCUCCGACGACCUUCCGGGAUGUGAACAAUACUUCCCUGAAGACUAUGUUCCAAAGGACGCCAGGGGCCGUGACCGAGAUGUUAAGCCCUGGUACUCAGGGAAAAUGCAAGUCCUCGACCGUAUGCUGGCGCGCAUCCGACAAGAUACGAACGACAAGAUCGUCCUCAUCAGUAACUACACCCAAACCCUCGACAUAUUCGACAAGCUAUGCCGUUCCCGCGGCUACGGCUCCCUCCGUCUCGACGGCACAAUGAACGUAUCCAAGCGCCAAAAGCUAGUCGACAAAUUCAACGACCCCGACGGCCCCGAGUUCGUCUUCCUCCUUAGCUCCAAAGCCGGUGGCUGCGGCCUCAACCUCAUCGGCGCUAACCGCCUCGUCCUCUUCGACCCCGACUGGAACCCCGCUGCCGAUCAGCAGGCACUAGCAAGAGUCUGGCGUGACGGACAGAAGAAGGACUGUUUCGUGUACCGCUUUAUCGCCACAGGCACCAUCGAGGAGAAGAUCUUCCAGCGCCAGAGCCACAAGCAGUCGUUAUCAUCGUGUGUUGUCGACUCGGCGGAGGAUGUAGAGAGGCAUUUCACGCUUGAUAGUCUGAGGGAGUUGUUCCAGUACCAUGGCAAGACGACGAGUGAUACGCAUGACACGUUUAAGUGUAAGCGGUGUAAGCCGGAUGGGAAGCAGUUUUUGAAGGCCCCGGCGAUGCUGUAUGGUGAUACGAGUACGUGGAAUCAUUUUGUGAAUGCGGGGAUUGAGAAGAUUCAGGAUUUGCUGCUGAGGCAGGAGUUUGGGGAGAAGGAUGUUAGUGCGGUGUUUCAGUAUAUCUCGCAUUAG
Molecule: messenger RNA, 2439 nt
Organism: Pseudogymnoascus destructans
Lineage: Eukaryota; Fungi; Ascomycota; Leotiomycetes; Thelebolales; Thelebolaceae
Gene: RAD54
Product: DNA-dependent ATPase rad54
Exons: 2
Coding region: 1-2439 (812 amino acids)
Biological process (GO): reciprocal meiotic recombination; double-strand break repair via synthesis-dependent strand annealing
Cellular component (GO): nucleus
Molecular function (GO): ATP-dependent chromatin remodeler activity; hydrolase activity, acting on acid anhydrides; DNA translocase activity
Source: RefSeq, a predicted model, not a curated record